UUCUUACAAACAAACGAACGCAAAUUGUUCCAUUUCCAAGAUGGCGACGCCCAUCGCAGAAUUACCGGAACUGGAAAAUCUAUGUGAUUUGGAACAAAUAACUCAUCUCGAUGUCAAUGAAAACAACAGGAAAGAGGUGGACGAUUGUAAGAGUGAAGUAACAUAUGAAGCAUCGAUCGAUAAACUACCCGAAGAAGCUUUGACCAAUGUUAUAUCGUUCGUUUCCGAUAAAUGGUUGCUGAAUUGUGCCCUCGUCUGUCGGCUUUGGAGAAAUGUCAUCAAGGGGCAGACACUUUGGCGGGAGAAGUGUUACCGAACAAGCCGAUUCAUUGAGAGGUAUAUGGCACCCUUUUAUCCAGAAAACUGGAAGGAAUUCUACCUGAAAUCUCCUUAUACUAGAAAUCUCAUCAAGAAUCCAAGUGGCAAAGAUGGUGUUAAAGGUGGCUGGAUCAUAACAGAGAAUGGAGGAAAUGGUUGGGUUGUAGAAACUGGAGAUCAUGGUUCUGCUAAGAAACCAGAUAAACUGCUUGCAAUUAGUGAUGGAAGUCCAACUCAAUUUGCCACAUCAUACGGAUUGUGUCAGCGUUAUCAGCUGAUUGACCUUUUACAAGAAGGUUUCUCACCUGCUAUGCUGGAUGAAGGCCAACCAGAUAUAGUCAUCUCUGAAUGGUAUGCUGCACGUUUUGACUGUGCAAAUGUUUACUCACAGAAAGUGCAACUACUGAGGGAAAAUUCAAAUGAACCAGUCAAUAUUAUUGAAGAGUUUGUUUUUGGACCAAUUGAAACACAACAGUGGGCUCCGAAUGACUGGAAAGAGGUUAGACACAUAUUCUCCAAUUACGGAAAAGGCUUACGGUUUAUUAAGUAUAUGGAUGAGAGCAAAGAUAGGCAGUUCUGGGCGGGGCACUAUGGAUCCAAGAUGGCAGGAUCAGUUGUCAAGCUUCAGUUUCAUAAGGAUGAUCCAGAUGAAUAAAAAAA
This is a messenger RNA of Asterias rubens (European starfish), 978 nucleotides long. Its product is annotated as F-box only protein 6-like. The transcript is spliced from 4 exons. Gene Ontology annotation, cellular component: SCF ubiquitin ligase complex; cytoplasm. Gene Ontology annotation, biological process: glycoprotein catabolic process; SCF-dependent proteasomal ubiquitin-dependent protein catabolic process. The coding region runs from base 41 to 973 and encodes 310 amino acids. Gene Ontology annotation, molecular function: ubiquitin protein ligase activity; protein binding. NCBI's taxonomy places the organism in Eukaryota, Metazoa, Echinodermata, Asteroidea, Forcipulatida, Asteriidae. The record is from RefSeq and is a predicted model, not a curated record.